AUGGACCCUCAACAACCUACACAACAACAACAACAACAGAAUGGUGGUGGCGGUGGUGAUACAUUGUCAGCAGCAGUGGCAGAGUUGGAUAAGCUAGAGUCAUUGUUGGCCAGUGGUUAUCUGUCACGUCCAUUCUCUGUGGAUGUGUCAAAACAACAGCAACAGACGAACAAGUCGACGACGAACGAACCAGCAGCAAAGCAGACACCUGCACCUACACAAGCAGCUCCUUCAAAGCAACAACAGCAGACUUCAUUGCAGACUGCACAGCUUACACAAUUGCUUCAAUCACAAGUGCAGGCACAUCAACAUCAACAAGCAGCAGCAGCAGCAGCAGCAACAGCACAGGUACCACCUGCAGCAGCAGUAGCAGCAGCAGCACAAGCUCCACCUGCUGCUGUGACUCAGCCACAACCUCAAGCGCCACAGCCACAGGCUACAAUUCAGAUUGCAACUCAGGCUCAGGUGGCCCCAACACAAUCGCAACAACCUCAGACGCCACAGCCACAGGCAGCCAAGCCACAGGCCACUCAGGUUCAGGUGGCCCCAACACAAGAGUCACAGCCACAGGCAGCCAAGCCACAUCCCACCCAGACACCAGCACCCCAGACACAGGCUCCUAAGCCACAGGCCAUCCAACCUCAGGCUUCACAAACACAAGCACCUCAGCCUCAGGUGCCACAACCACAGGCUGCACCGGCACAGGUGACUCAGUCGUCUGUGACACCUAAGCCUCAGGCUGCUCCUGCUACACAACCCCAGCCACAACAAACUAAACAGGCAGCUCAGCAACAGAAGAAACAGGCGCAACCAAAACAGAAUGAUGUCAAGGACACAUCACAGGUUCCGAAGACACAGCCUCAACCUCAACCUCAGGCGCAAGCUACUCCACAGGUAGCACAGCCUCAGACACAACCUCAGUCACAGCCCCAAACAAAGCCUCAGACUAAGCCUCAGAAUAAGACUCAGACCAAGCCUCAAGCACAAACAAAGCCACAAUCUCAAACUCAGCCACAGACGACACAGCCUCAGCCACAGGCUCAGGCUCAGCCACAGACAACACAACCCCAACCUCAGGCUCAGCAACAGACGACACCACCUCAAACACCACCUCAGGACAAUUUGGAAGAAGAUGUACAACGAUAUGAUGAUGACGAUAACAACAACAACAACAACAAUAGCAAGGAGUUGGAACUUUUGCAAGAGUUGGAAGAGAUGGAAGCAGAAGUAAUGAUGCUGAGGCGAAAGGAAUAUCUCUCAAUGUCAGGCGACAUGAAACGCAACGAAUCACUGCUGUUCCUCGAGCGCAAGGGUUUGGUCAAGGAGAUCAGUGCCAAGUUCCAGACACCCGACACAGCCUCCUUCACCAAGUUCAAUCCCAACACACAUCUCUCCAUCAAGGAGAGAAUCCUGCACUUGAAGCGAGAGAAUGAGCGCAGGAGCAAAGAGGUCGAGGCCAUCAGACGAGAGACUGUCAUCCAGCUCGCAGACGAGGACGAGACAUCGACGAUGGACUCGCCAACAAGCAGUCUUAGGGAGAGAAUAUACAAGUCUGUGUCCGAGCCACUCGCGCCACAGGACCCAAAGAAGACAUCGCCAGCCGAUGGCCACAAGUCGACACAGGUGGCCACCUCAAAGUCCCGCGCUGCUGACCCCGUGUCACCAUUGCUGUUGUCAACAACAUCAACACCAGUCACCAAGCCCAGCGGCAAGGGUAGCAAGAUCAUCAUUCGUAGACGAAGGAAUGCUGCGGCAGCAGCGUCCCAUGAUCAGAUGAGCAUGAUGGCGCUCACACAUUAUCUCAACAUCCCGCCCAACCCUGCCAAGCCACCAAUCACAUCCAACACAGCCAGCCUAACACAGCCGACCAAGGACUUUAUCAAGACGCUAGUGUCGCUGUCCGACACUGGCAAUGAUAUCAUCCUGGACACUUCGCUGCCCACGCCCAACAGCUCACCGGACGCAGGCACCGCUCCCGAUAUUCAGUACACGCAACUGCGUACCCGCGCCAUGAAGGCAGCUUUCAACGUGCUCUUCACACUGCCCAAUCAAACAUCGGUGAUCAUGCCAUGUCAGAACACUGACACUAUCGAGGCCAUCAAGGAAAGGCUUGUGCAGUACAUGUUGAAGGCAUUUUGUACUACUACUACUACCACCCCGGCCACAUCAGAUGCGGCCAAUGGCGAAUCAUCAGAGACAGACGAGUCGGCCUCCAAUCCCGCCACACCACCCUCCCCUCCCAUCAAGAUCAUGCCCGAGAACUAUGUAAUUGUUGACUACUUCAACAAGCCUCUCGAGAAGUCAAUGACCUUGACCAAGAGCGAAUAUAUAAUGCACAGGAGAUCACGUGGAUUGCAGCCAAAGCUGAAGUUGGUUGAGAAGGUCAACUUCUACGACGCCGAUCCUUCAACGGAACUCAGUGAACAGUCAUACGAGAUCAUCAAACAGAUUAUACCCAAUGUCAAGAGUUGGCAUGGAGAAGAAGUGGACUACUUCAGACGCAUCGCUGCACGUCUGCGUUACGAACUGUUGCCACACAUCAAGGGAACUGUUCACUCAUCGCUCACUGAACGUCUGUCCCCACUGCCACUUCCAACGCCUCCCAACAACAACAAGUUCCUCGUCUCCAUCUUCCUUCCCAUCCUCCAAGUCACCAGAACUGUUGAGAUUGAGAUUAACGAGAUAGCAGAUGAUGUAAUCGCAAGGAUAUUCAAUAGGAACUAUGCCAAGCAUUUGCCACCACAGGUUAGUGCAGGAGACUUCAUUCUCAAGGUGAUGGGACGAUCAGAGUACAUUCAUGGCACACACAAGAUAACUGUCUACGAGUACAUCCGAUCAUGUCUGGUACAGAGCAAGAAGAUACAACUCGUCUACGUUCAAAGACCAACCAUUGAGAUGGACAUUGCACCAUUCAAGCCAAGAUUCAAUCUAUCCAAAGAGUUGCCAAUCAAACAUGAGGUUGGAGCACUGUCUCAUCGCGCACUGCCUUGGGAUCAUAUGAAUCACAUCUCUGUUCGAGACAUCAAGCGACCAUUUAGGAUCAAGGUGGGCGGCGCCUACAACAUCCCAACGAGCUAUCUGAGCAAGGAGGACGAGAGCAUAUCGGUGAUCGUGUCAAUCUCUUUGUAUCAUGGUGUCGAGUGCAUAUCGACCUCGUCCACCAAGCUUCAGAACAUACUCCCGCCAUCAUUCUAUGCCACGCCACCCGCAUCGCUCAACGCCACGUGGAAUGAGAACGUGACCUUCUCCAACUUGGACUAUGCCAACCUGCCAAUGGAAACACGUCUCUGCAUUAGUCUUUACGCGAGCACUUCGUUCAAGACUCCCACAUCGCCCACUGCCGCCUCAUCCAACACCGAGCUCGACCAACAGCGCAAGGAGUCCUUCCCGAUCGGAUGGGUCAACGUCAUGCUCUGUGACUACAAGUCGCAACUGCGCACGGGCCCAAUGACCCUGCAUCUGUGGCCGGAUGAUGUGGCCAAUCCCCUGGCGCCCUGCUCCAGCAAUCGCCAGAGCGGUGUCGCGCUGUUCAUCGAGUUUGAGCAGUUUGCGCUGCCGGUGGUGUUCCCCUCGUGCAACAACCGCGUUACAAGCACCCGUCCCCACACCAUCAACCCCAAGGACAUGGUUGAGUUCUUUGAAUCGAUCAUCAAGCUCGACCCGCUCAGCGACCUACCCAAGGAGAAGUACCAGCAUCUGUGGGCGUUGCGACACUACGCCACCCAGUAUCCUCAGCUACUACCGCGUCUCAUGCUCAGUGUACCCUGGACACAGCCAUCGGCUGUGGACGAGAUCCACGCACUGAUCGACAAGUGGGCCAUCCUGAAUCCCUACGAUGCACUGGAACUCCUGGAUGCCAAACACGUCGAUCGCAAGGUGCGCGAGUACGCCGUGCGCUGUCUCGAGUCGCUCUCUGAGGAGGGCCUGCAAGAUAUCCUGUUGCAGUUGGUCCAGGUGCUCAAAUGCGAACCCUACCACGACUCCCCAUUGGCACGCUUCCUCCUUCGUCGCUCUAUACUCAACCGCACGACAGGACAUCACUUCUUCUGGUAUCUCAAGUCCGACUUGCACGUCACCAACAUUGCCGAGCGCUUUGGACUCUUGCUAGAGUCCUACCUCCUCGCUUGUGGCACGCACCGCAAUGAGAUACAGCGACAGAUACAGGUCAUCGACAGCCUGACCGAGGUGGCCAGGAAGAUCAAGUCGCUGAAGGAUCAAGAUCGUCGCGAGACACUAAUGCGCGACCUCGAGCGCAUCGAGUGGCCCAAGCGCUUCCAGAUCACACUGAAUCCUAAGUUCGAGUCGAAUGGUCUCAUCAUCCAAAAGUCCAAGUACAUGGACUCCAAGAAGCUGCCGCUGCGGCUCUCAUUCACAAACAUCGACAUGGAUGCCGAGCCAAUCGAUGUGAUAUUCAAGGUGGGCGAUGAUCUGCGCCAGGACAUGCUCACACUCCAGAUGAUCCGUCUGAUGGACAAGCUCUGGCAGAAGGAGGGUCUGGAUCUCAAGCUGUCGCCAUACGGUUGCAUUGCCACGGGUGAUAUGAUUGGAAUGAUCGAGGUGGUGCUCAACUCUGAGACCACGGCCAAGAUCCAAAAGAGUGCUGGUGGUGCCACUGCCGCCUUCAAGCUGGAUCCACUCGCCAACUGGCUACUCAAUCACAACAAGACCGAACAAGAGUAUCAAAAGGCUGUGGACACAUUCAUUCUCUCCUGCGCUGGCUACUGUGUUGCCACCUAUGUAUUGGGCAUUGGAGAUCGUCACAAUGACAAUCUGAUGUGCACAAAGCUUGGUAGACUAUUCCACAUUGACUUUGGACACUUCUUGGGCAACUACAAGAAGAAGUUUGGAUUCAAACGAGAGAGAGCACCAUUUGUAUUCACGCCAGACUUUUGUUAUGUGAUGGGAGGCAAGGAGAGCCCCAAGUUUGCCCAGUUUGUAAACUACUGCUGCACGGCCUACAACAUAUUGCGUCGUCACGCCAAGUUGUUCAUGAACCUCUUUGCAAUGAUGGUGUCCACUGGCAUACCAGAGUUGCAAUCGAUGGAGGAUCUCAACUACCUUCGCGAAUCAUUCUCACUGGAGCUCACAGACGACAAGGCCAGGGAGAAGUUCACAUCACUCAUACAUGAGUCAUUGACAACAAAGACCACACAGCUAAACAACGCAAUACACAUUCUGGCGCAUUAA
Molecule: messenger RNA, 5187 nt
Organism: Acytostelium subglobosum LB1
Lineage: Eukaryota; Evosea; Eumycetozoa; Acytosteliales; Acytosteliaceae
Exons: 5
Coding region: 1-5187 (1728 amino acids)
Biological process (GO): phosphatidylinositol-3-phosphate biosynthetic process; cell migration; phosphatidylinositol 3-kinase/protein kinase B signal transduction
Cellular component (GO): phosphatidylinositol 3-kinase complex; cytoplasm; plasma membrane
Molecular function (GO): 1-phosphatidylinositol-4-phosphate 3-kinase activity; 1-phosphatidylinositol-3-kinase activity
Source: RefSeq, a predicted model, not a curated record